AUGGAGGAGUUCGCCGCCUUCCUCGAAUCUAUCCGCCCUCGCCUCGAGUUGGCCGACGCGAUCUACCUUAUGAUCUUCGACUUGCUCGCACCCAAGGAAGAAGAUAUCCAGUCUAAGGAGUUUAUCAAGCUUGCUCGAAUUAUCAUCUGCGAACAACCGGAGGUUAGUAUCAGCUGGUACGUUGCUACUAAACUGAUGCUUCACAAAUUGGAGAAAGAGAUAUUGCACCUAUCCUACUGUAUCAACUGCCAGAUUGGGUCUGUCAAUAUGGCUUACAAUGAGUUUGAUGAUAUUUUCGAAAGUAUCAUCCAAAUUUUCUUAUUGAAUGACCUCAAGCUGGAAAGGGGGAUAGAGGCUUAUGGGGCUGUCAUGCCUUCAUCUCUAGCCAUCAGCGCGAUGGAAGUUGCCCCAGACCGAGCUCAAGCAGAUGACCUGCCAUCAUCUAAACAAAUUACUAUCACAAACGUAAAAGUAUUUUCCAACACCUCGCGCCUCAAAUGCUGGAAAACCGAUAUCCGGCUUGUCUGA
Molecule: messenger RNA, 528 nt
Organism: Penicillium vulpinum
Lineage: Eukaryota; Fungi; Ascomycota; Eurotiomycetes; Eurotiales; Aspergillaceae
Product: Amino acid/polyamine transporter I
Exons: 3
Coding region: 1-528 (175 amino acids)
Source: RefSeq, a predicted model, not a curated record